AUGGCAAUCGACGAUCUCUCAACCAUCGAUGCCUCUAAAGAGAACUGGUGUAUUAUCGCAAAGGUGAACCGGUUGUGGCUUAGUCCAAGCCUAUAUGGAUCCAAGCUUCCAUUUUCCAUGGACAUGAUACUCAUGGAUGAGAAGAUUUCGUUCUUCGGCGUUGGAGAAAGCGGUCGUGAUUUCCGACCGACCUCGCAUCCUUUCAAAAUUAACUUUGAUAUUCAUACAUCUGUGCGCUUGGUUCCCAACAAGACCAUUGACUUGAGCCCGUACAAUUUUGUACCAAUAUCUGAUAUAAUGUUCAAGGAUCUUGAUACGUCUUUUCUGAUAGAAUUCGAAAAAGAUGGUGGGAAGCAAAAAAGAAUUACGAUUGAACUUGAUCAAGAUGGGGCUCGGGUUGAAUGCGCCUUUUUUGGAAAGUAUGUCGAUGAGGUCGUUGGUUACCUUGGAUCUGCUGAUGCAACCAAUGCCGUUGUUGUUGUGAGUUGUGUCAAAGUCAAGCCCUUUAAAGUUAAGACAAGUCUCCAAAAUGUUUACGGAGCUACCAAGGUGAUUUUUAAUCCUCUCAUAGAAGAAGCUGCCCCCCUCCGAACUAGGUUUUUGGAAUCACAUGAUAGUGCAGUGCAUGUCAUCAGUCCGCUGCAAGAUUCUGCAAGAAAAACUACCCCUGAAGAUGAUUUUUUAAAGCAGAAUGAUGGGAAAACCAUUGAGCAACUAAAAGAUCUUGCAGAGGAAUCAAAAAAGGAUAUCAAGCAAGUUAUUGAUCAUCUAAUUUGA
This is a messenger RNA of Lotus japonicus, 777 nucleotides long. RefSeq lists its product as uncharacterized. The transcript has 7 exons. Bases 1 to 777 code for a protein of 258 amino acids. The record is from RefSeq and is a predicted model, not a curated record. Lineage: Eukaryota; Viridiplantae; Streptophyta; Magnoliopsida; Fabales; Fabaceae.